Messenger RNA from Cantharellus anzutake, 492 nucleotides. RefSeq lists its product as uncharacterized. The record is from RefSeq and is a predicted model, not a curated record. NCBI's taxonomy places the organism in Eukaryota, Fungi, Basidiomycota, Agaricomycetes, Cantharellales, Hydnaceae. The transcript has 2 exons. The coding region runs from base 1 to 492 and encodes 163 amino acids.
AUGGAUGCCGACCUACCUGAAUCGAACAUGCUCCCCAGGCAACAGCCAUCAAUAUCUGGCAAUCACCCAUCAGACCCUAAUGGCGCUCCCGACACUCAGACUACAAAGCAACAGCUGAUACCAUCAGUAUCGGGCCACCCCUCACCUAUCCAUGGUGAGUACAUUCCACCUCAAACCCAAGUGGCUUGCCCACCAUUAGACACCCAAAUGAUGGGUCAAGUGGGGCAAAACUAUGUCCCGGAUAUGAUGACAGCUGCAAUGGGCCCAUCUUUUCCUAAUUUUGGGAAGAAUAUGUGGGUUUAUAACCCCAAUGCGCCCCGAGGCCAAUUGCCUCCAGAAAUGAUGCAAGCUUCGGCUGCAUAUUCGACCAAUGGAAUACUCGUCUACCUCUGCUCCUUCACUAACCUCGGAGCUCCCGUAUUCCACAAUCCCCUCAGUACCCCUCGAUGGUCAUCACCCCCUCCUUUCAAUUUAUUACCUAUGCCUCCCUAA